AUGAAUUCACAAAUAUCGAUUGAAUAUGAUAAAAAAUGGAAGGCUAAUAGCGAACCACGUGGUUUUCCAACCAAACAUUUUAUGAAAGAUUCGAACGAUGGAUGUCAUGAUCAUUUUCGUAUCGAUAAAGAACAAUCGAUGCUUACUGAUUGUCAGCGAUUACUAGAACGAAAUGAACCGUUAGAUAAACCAGAUAAAUAUGGCAUUACUUUAUUACACAUUGCAGCUACCAAAGCAUACACGAGCGUUGUCCGUUUCCUGUUACAGCGCCGCGUGAAUGUGGAUCAAACAGACGAUACAGGUGCUACAGCAUUACAUCUCUGUGCUAAACAUGAGCAAGGUUUGAUUGUUAAACUGUUAAUUGACGCUCGUGCGAAUCCGACUAUUCGAGAUCGUUUUGGACGAAAACCUAGUGAAGUGUGUGCAUCAAAUAGUUUUAUCCGUGCUUUACUUUUGAAAGCGGAAGUAAAGUACGAGGAAAAACGCAAACGUGCCGAACAGAGCGAUGAUAGUUUAGAAGAAGAACAUGAAGAAACAUCAGAUAGUUUAUCAGAUGAAGAUAAUCGUGAUGAUGAUGGUUUUCAAGAUUUAUUUAAUCCGAUCCCCGAGAAAAAACAAAGCAUGAAUUCCAAUACGACAGACGACGAUGACGCUGUGACUAGAAUGCUGGAUAUUUUUGAAGAAAGUGUCGUUGAAGAAAAUUCACUGCCAACUAAGUUGCCAAAUGAUGAUUUGGCAUUAUUUCCAGAAAUUUCCGAACAAAGUGUACUCUAUGAUUUGGAAAUGCGCUACCAGCAAGGCCAAAUCUAUACUUACAUUGGAGAUAUUCUCAUUGCAUUAAAUCCUUUCGAUCUUUUACCAAUCUACAGCCGCAAGAUAUCGGAACUCUACAAAAAUACGCAAUCCAUCGUUUCAUUACCACCACACAUCUAUGGCUAUGCUGAACGUUUAUAUCGUAAUAUGAUCCGAGAGAGAACAUCACAAUGUGUUGUGAUAUCAGGUUUAUCUGGUAGUGGAAAGACUGAAUCAUGUAAAUAUAUUGUUCAGCAUAUUCUCAGUCGAUCCUUGUCCGUUGAAACUGCAUUGAAUAUGAAAAUUAAUCAGGUCAAUCCACUUAUGGAAGCAUUUGGAAAUGCUAAAACAUACAUCAACAUGAAUUCGAGCCGAUUCGGAAAAUAUCUUGAAAUUCAUUUCACACCGACUGGCAAUGUUCUCGGCGCUCAAUUAAAAGAAUAUUUACUCGAAAAAUCUCGUGUUAUUUCUCACAAUAACGACGAAGGCAACUUUCAUAUCUUCUAUUAUCUAUUCGCUGGUUUAUCUCAUGAUACAUUAGUUCGAAACGGUCUACGAACACCGAGUGAACAUCGAUACAUGUCACACAAUACUGAAUUAGCUCAAUUAGAUGGUGCCAGACAAGUUGAAUAUCGCAAGAAAUUUCAGAUGGUUAAACAAAGUUUAAUUUCUAUCGGUUUCUCUUCUGAUGAUGUUCAAUCGAUAUUUACAAUUUUAUCUGCGAUAUUACACAUCGGUGAUAUUGCGUUUAUCCCACAUGGUGCAAACGAUGGUGUACGAGUGAAAAACACAACGACAGUUGAUAAGAUUGCUGAACUUCUUCAAGUUUCGUCGAUUGAAUUCAGUUCAGCUUUAGUCACAGAAUUACAAGUGACACGCGGUGAACAAAUCUUUCGAGAAAGAAAUUUUAUUCACGCAUCCGAAUGUCGAGAUGCAUUUGCCAAAGCGCUCUAUGGAAGACUAUUCAGUUGGAUCGUGAAUGGAAUUAAUUCGUAUUUACAACCCUUGCAAGAAGACAGUGAUUCGGCACAUUCAAUUUCGAUUCUUGAUAUCUUUGGCUUUGAAAAUUUUAAAAAUAAUAGCUUCGAACAGUUAUGCAUCAAUUUAACCAACGAGCAUAUGCAACGAUUUCUCAACCAACAUAUCUACGAUUUAGAGAACUAUGAUUGUCAACAAGAAGGAAUCGACACCGUCGACAUCAAUUACACUGAUAAUCAUCUUGUGAUUGAAACAUUCUUAAACAAACAUUCAGGUAUUUUGGCUAUUCUUGACGAAGAAAGUCGUUUUCCUCAAGCAACUGAUCAAACAUUAGCAACGAAACUUCAUCAUGGACCUGGUGUACAAUUUCCAAGUAUCUAUGCAGUACCUAAAGAUGGUGGUACAACAUUCACUGUACGUCAUUAUGCAGCUCCUGUUGUAUAUAAUAUCGUUGGUUUACUUGAAAAAAAUCGCGAUUUUCUUCCCAAUUCGAUUGUUUUUGUGGCGCGAACAAGCAAUAACUUCAUCAUUCAAGAGCUAUUUCGAUCAAAUUUAAAUGAAAAAGGCGUCCUACCAGCAUCGCCCUCAUUACAUCAUCAUCCGAAUACAUUUCAUGUGAAUAGAGAUUUUAAACGUAAUGAAGUAUUAUUAAAUCAUAAUGGAAGACAAUUUUCUCCAAUGCAACAACCGAUUCGAACACUACCGGAAAAAUCUACUGGAAAUACAUUCGAAAGAACUGGUGGUACACAAAUGCGAACAGUAGCUUUUCAUUUUAAGCAUUCGUUAAUUGAACUAAUUGAUAAAAUGAAUGUUUGUCAAUGUCAUUUUGUUCGGUGUAUAAAACCAAAUGAAAGCCGUGAUAAAACAACAUCUCUAACUGUUCCCUGUGUGACACGUCAAUUACGUUAUUCUGGUAUACUUCAAAUGUGUGAAAUUCGAAAGAAAGGAUAUCCAUUAAGAAUGCAAUUUGAUGAAUUUCUUGACAGAUACAAUGCGCUCGUUCUGUGUGUACUGCCGAUUACUGGCAAUGAUCGGUCAAAAGAGUUAUCAUUAUUAUCAACAACAUACAAUCGUGAUCGAGCAGUUGAAUGUCUAAAACGCACCGGAAUUGACGAUUAUAAAGUCGGCCGUACAAAACUGCUAUUUCGUUAUUGGCACUCGGAUCAACUUCAUAAUUUAGCCGAACAAUAUGAGAAGAAAGUGAAUAUUUGCCAGAAAGUCUUACGUGGUUGGUUAGCUCGACGUAAAUAUACUCGCCUCCGUGAAGUUCAUCAAUUACAAUUAGUAUUCAUACGAAAAUUCUGUGAUGACAUCGCUUUAAUUGGUCAAUUAUACAAAACAAAAAUGGAUAAUUACUGUCAGUACGAUCAAAAGCGUAAAUUGAAACCGAACUCCCAACAGAAGAUCGACGAAGAUGAUGAACAAAUUGCAAAGACUAUGAACUUUUUCGACUCCAUUCUCGAUCAGUAUCUCAGCGAUCAAGAAACGACUGAUGAAAAUCGACGCGUUUCAGCUGCACUUCCAUCCACUCAUCUCGUCAAGCCUCCCACUCAUAUUGUUGCUGGCACAGCUGAACCAGCUAAACAAGAAUUCGAUACAAAUAUCUCCACUAUUACUAAUGCAUCUACGACAUCGUCAACAUCUUCUCAGAAAAUGCCCCAACGUCCAGUUGAUCUGCAUGCUUCUCACUUUCAUCAGUUUCAAAACAUUCGCUGUCGUUUUGAACAGAUGACAUCAGGCGUCAAUAAUUCACCGACAAACAAUGUUCGUCGUUAUACAUCGGAAAAUAAUCUCAACGAUAUUAAUACAGCGUCGAAACCAGCUCUACUUCAGAAAAAUCUUCGUCCACCACCUGUUCAAACCACUGCAGCAUCAACUGAGGACCUCUCGAACAUACCCGCUUGGAAAAAACUAUCACCACAAGCACGUCUUUCAGCUUUACUUGAUAAAACAAACCAUGCACCAACAUUAACAGCCAACGGAGCUAGUGCGAGUUUAAUUGAUUUAACAUCGAUUGAUAAGGCACCUAAAAACAAACAGGUUCAACCACCACCUUUGACCCGACCACGCUUUCGUUUCGUUCCACCAUCUGAUAAAAAUGCCGUUCUCAAAGAAGAACCUGAACCAGAUCUCGAACAACAUGUCACUCCAUCGAAUCAAAACUACGAUAAUGUGGAUUUGAAAACGCCCUCACCAAAUCGAACGCCAACAAAUCUUCAAUCGUCAGCGUCAUUACAACAACAACAACAACAGCAACAACAGCAGCAGCAGCAACAACAACAACAAAAACAACAGCAACCACCUGCUGCACCAAAACAACAAAAUGGUGUCAUCAAACCAUCGGCUAUUCAUCCAUCACAGGCUGGUCGCUCAGGUCUUUUUACGCAACCUGAUAUGAAUAUCUAUAAUCAAAAUGGUAAUAGUGCAUUUAAACCUCAUGUAUCUCAGCAACCAAGUCUUGGUAAAUCACCAAUACUAUCACCAUUGAAUCAAUUAAAUGGAAAUAAUCUCCUUCGACCUGUUGUUUCGACAUCGCAAACUUGUAUUCAUACAGCGAGCAUAACAAAUGGUAAUCAUACGCCUAAUAAAACUCAACAACCACCACCGGUGCCUAACAUAAAACGAACCGAAUCUGCACAUAAACCAGGUGUACAUGUUGGCAUAACCAAUCCGAGUGGUCCUGCAUGUGCAACUCCACUGGUUCGUCAACGUUUACAAACAGUACCACAAUUCCAUCAAUCGAUGCUUAAUUUAUCCUCAAUCGAUGCUACAGAAAGCGUUAGUGGAGCGCAGCCAUCCGUAGGUGUGUUUGGUUCACGCGUCUCCCUUCAACAAUCAGCAGGUAAUUGCAUGAAACAUCCAGCUUACGUUCAACAAUCGACUAAAAUCACUGCAAGCCAUCAUCAUCACCACCAUCAUCAUCAUGCCCCUCCUCCAGCUCCACCUCCACCGCCUCCACCCCAACCCCAACAACAAUCCGCAGCAUCGUCAACAACAUCGUCAACACGACCUCCUCCCGUUAUUCUCGAAGAUCCUAUCAUUAAAUGGAUUCAACAAGUUAAUGAUAGCAGCACUAUCAAUGGUCUCUCACCAGAUGGAGGAGGUAAUCGACCAAAGCAACCUACCUAUCCAUAUGGAUCCUACAUUGCAGCAGGUUCUGGUAUUACACCAAAUAUGAAUGAUACAGAACAUCCGAAUCGUCAGCAAGCUCAACAAUCUUACUUAAACCAAGUAAAUGUUCAUAAACAUCAUACUCCUCAACAUACUGUUCCAGUCCAAUCAGCUUACUUUACUUCAUCACCUUUACCACGAAAUGGUCUACAAUCAUUACAAGCUGCUAAUGUAUAUCAUUUCAGUCAUCAUCAUCACCACCAUCAUCAUUCGCAACAACUUGCAUUAUCAUCUGCAGGAGGAGGACAACCAAGACCUCAAGCACAUCGUCAAAAUAUGACUGUGACAACUUAUCUUUAA
Molecule: messenger RNA, 5241 nt
Organism: Adineta ricciae
Lineage: Eukaryota; Metazoa; Rotifera; Eurotatoria; Adinetida; Adinetidae
Source: the annotation of a GenBank genome assembly